AUGUUUUCAAAUCCAUAUGAACAAAGCGUAUGAAAUACAUAUCUAAUUAAGAUCAUUUUUUCAGAAAAGUUUCAAAUGUCAAGCUUUUUAGAUAAAAUGGUUGAUGAAAUUGAAGAUUUUAAGUGCGACUGUAAAAUUUCAGAAUCUUGCAUAGUGUGUGAAACUAAAAGUAUAAAAUUUCAUAUUAAACUUUUAGAAUGGAUGUAGAUGCUUUAACAAUUUAAUGGAAUUUUAAAUUAACAAUGUAAUUUAAAAAGAAACUCUUAUAAUAGAAAUGCCUCUUUUUCCAGAAGAGAAUUUUAAUAUUCCAUUAUAUUUAUCAAAAGUUUAUGAAAUAAUACAUGCAGUAUUUUUAUUUAAAUCAGCCACAAUAAAAAAUCAAAAUAAUUAUGAAGAUGAAUUUUUUAAAAUUAAAAGUGACAAUGAAUCUUUAAAAGUGAAGGCUAAACGAUUAUAAGAAGAAAUAGAAUAAAAGUAUAAUUCUAUUUCAUAUAUUUGAAUAGAAUGAAGCUUAUAGGUUAACUAGAGAACUAAAUUACUUUAUUGAAUAAAUCAAAUAAAUUGGUAAAUGAUAAACUUGUUUAAGAGAAGGUAUUGAUAAAUUUUUAUCUGAAAGGAAGAGUUGAAUUAAAAGGUUAUUAAAAUUUAAAAUAAAGUAUAAGUGAUGUAAAGUGAAUUCAAAAAAAAAGAAUUGGAAUUUUUAAAAAUGAAAGAUUAGGUUAACAUAAUAAAUUAAAUAAUAGAUAAGAAGCAAAGAUAGAAUCAAUUAUGCUAAUAAAUAUGAUACAAUGCCAUUAAAAACUUAGAUAUCAUAACAAAAUAGUUUUGAUACAUGGAUUUCAACAAGAAAAGGUUUAAUUGAUGAAGUAUGUUCUUUACAAGAUGCGUUAAGUACAAUUAUAUAAAUUUUGAAUCAUUUUUUUUAAUCUUUAAAUAAUGGUUCUGAAUAGCUUAAUACUGAUAUUAUAAGAUUACCUCACUAAUAUGGUAAAAGUAUAGUUUGGAUUAAAUAAUAACUUCAAAGAUUAAAUGGUUAAUUUAAUAUAGAUGAUUAAUUUUUGAAAGAAUUACCUCAAUUAAAUUCAAGUUUUAUUGCAACAUAAUAACAACAUUAAGUAUCAAAAUAAUAAUAAUAAUUAAAUCUAUCUCAAAAGAAAACAAAUAGUAUUAACAACAGUGCUUAAAAGGAUUCUUUUAAAGUCCAUAAUCGUAGUUAAACAUUGCAUUUUUAGUAAUAAUAGUCUUUGCCUGAUGAUACCUUAAGUAUUUUAUCUAGGAUUUCUAUAAAUGAUGUUUCUUUAGUGGAAUCUACAAACAGUGCAAAAUUUGCAGAGAAACCUCCGUAAGAUAAAUAACAAUUAAAAAAAUGGGAUUUUGUAUUCAAGCAAUAAUGA
Molecule: messenger RNA, 1394 nt
Organism: Paramecium sonneborni
Lineage: Eukaryota; Ciliophora; Oligohymenophorea; Peniculida; Parameciidae
Source: the annotation of a GenBank genome assembly